AUGGCUGCUCCUGAAGUCCACCACCUCUUCCACAACCCCAUUGCCGACCACUCCUUCUCGGCCGACCACGCAACUCUUGCUGUUGCCCGCGACUCAACCGUCGAGCUGUACGGCAAGGUUGGAAAUGCGUUUAAGCUGAAGGAUGUGCUCAAGGGCCACGACAAGACCGUCACCAGUGUCGACAUUGCUCCAAACAGCGGCCGCAUUGUGUCCUGCUCUCAGGAUCGAAAUGCGCUGGUCUGGGAGCCCUCUCCUACCGGAUACAAGCCCACUCUUGUCCUUCUUCGAAUCAGCCGCGCCGCCACGUUUGUUCGAUGGUCGCCUUCCGAGACCAAGUUUGCCGUAGGCUCCGGCGAUCGCGUGAUUGCGGUCUGCUACUUUGAGGAGGAAAACGACUGGUGGGUUUCGAAGCACUUGAAGAAGCCGAUUCGCAGUACCAUCACCAGCGUUGCUUGGCACCCCAACUCUGUGCUCCUCGCAGCCGGCUCUACCGAUGCUCAUGCCCGAGUGUUCUCGGCCUUCGUCAAGGGUGUUGACGAGCGUCCCGAGCCUGGUGUCUGGGGCGAGCGAUUGCCCUUCAACACCGUCUGCGGGGAAUACUUGAACAACUCUGCUGGUUGGGUUCACUCUGUGUCAUUUUCUCCUAGCGGAAAUGCCCUUGCAUUUGCUGCCCACGACAGCAGCAUCACGGUUGUCUAUCCCAGUGGUCCAGAGCAGCCCCCCAGGGCCGUUUUGAGCGUUCCCACCCAGCUUCUUCCCUUCAAGAGCUUGAUCUGGAAAGCUGAAGAUGAGAUUAUCGCCGCCGGAUACGAUUGUGAGGCGUUCCGCUUCCAAGGAGGCGAAGGCGGCUGGCAGCUAGUUGGGACUGUCGAGUCCAAGGGCAGCGCUGGUCAUGGUGAGCAGCGCGAGGAGUCUGCCUUGAACAUGUUCAGGCAGAUGGACCUCAAGGGAAAAGUCAAGGAUGACACGCAGUUGAAGACGAUUCACCAGAACACAAUUUCCACUAUUAGACCCUAUGAGGUGUCCGGUGGCAGAGUUACCAAGUUUAGCUCAAGCGGUGUUGACGGACGAGUGGUUAUUUGGAACGCUUAG
Messenger RNA from Trichoderma virens Gv29-8, 1092 nucleotides. RefSeq lists its product as uncharacterized. Bases 1 to 1092 code for a protein of 363 amino acids. The transcript is spliced from 3 exons. NCBI's taxonomy places the organism in Eukaryota, Fungi, Ascomycota, Sordariomycetes, Hypocreales, Hypocreaceae. Gene Ontology annotation, cellular component: Arp2/3 protein complex; actin cytoskeleton. Gene Ontology annotation, biological process: Arp2/3 complex-mediated actin nucleation. Gene Ontology annotation, molecular function: actin filament binding. The record is from RefSeq and is a predicted model, not a curated record.